Gekko japonicus is the source of this 760-nucleotide messenger RNA. Its product is annotated as serine/threonine-protein kinase ULK4-like. Lineage: Eukaryota; Metazoa; Chordata; Lepidosauria; Squamata; Gekkonidae. The record is from RefSeq and is a predicted model, not a curated record. The annotation marks the transcript as partial. The transcript is spliced from 6 exons.
GAGCAUCAUGGUACGCUGCUGGGAAACACAAUACAAAGUGCAGUUGCAGUCUUAAAUAAUCUGGUUUCUCAUAAAAGUACGAACAUGGCAUUACUUUAUGAACAAGGUUUAGUACAUCAUGUCUGUAAUCUUCUAAUAGAAACCGCCACUCUGUGCUUGGAUGUGGAUGAUAAAAGCAACAUCAAGACAGCAAAUGCAUUGCUCCUCCUCUUGCUUGACAUUUUGCACCACAUGCUGAUACAUACAGCUAAUAUUAUCCGUCUGACAUUACAGGCACAAAAAUCUGGUACAGGAGGGGACACUCAAGCUGCUGAAGAUCUCCUUAUUAUUAAUAAGCCACUGACAGACCUAAUUAGCCUACUUAUUCAGUUGCUUCCAUCUGAGGAUACUGAAAUAUAUGAGAAUACCUCACAGUGCUUGUCAUUGUUAGUUCAGCUCUAUGGUGGGGACAACAUGGACAGUAUGUCUCCAGAAAACAUGGACAGCUUUGCUGAAGUGCUGCAGUGCAAGAAGGAAAGGAAAGAUCAAAAGCUUUUGUUGAGAGUCAUCAAAAGACUGAUAACUUCUAAUGAGAAACACAGUGAAACCUUGAAGAAUGAUGGAGAUAUUCUUGUUCACACGCUAGAAAAAUUGGCCCAAACUGGCAGCUCCCAUGCUGAUAUAGUAAUUUCUUCCUUGGCUUCUGAAAUCCUGAAGAAAAUUGAACACCAUUAAGCCUCCUUCAACUGAUGCCACUAAAAAACUUGUAAGUUUGCUUGAG